This is a messenger RNA of Amoebophrya sp. A120, 5723 nucleotides long. Lineage: Eukaryota; Dinophyceae; Syndiniales; Amoebophryaceae. The record is from the annotation of a GenBank genome assembly.
GGUAUUGAGAUCAAAACUAUGGCUGCGCAGUCCUCUUCUUUUUCUUCGAAGGGCAAAUCAGAUCGCCAUGCGCGACAGACGGGCGAUUGGGUUCCGGUGCCGCGCCCGGACGCGGUUCAGCUGGCGCGCGAGAGCUACGCUGCCUGCGGUCGGUCGGCACGCUUUCGGGCGCCGUACGAGGCUCAGGUGCAAGAGCUCCAGCAUGCAGUGCAAACAAAAUGGGCUUUCGCGCGCAAGUUGUACCUGCAGUUUCUGUUGCAGCCGCUUCGCGCCGCCGCGUAUGCGAGUCACCCGUCGCGCCAGCUGCAAAAUGUGGCCUACGGCCGCGCGCGGCGGAAGAAGCGGUGGAAACCACUGCAGCGGCUGGCGGACCAGAGAUAUGAAUUGAAGCGGUACGCCUUCCAGAUGCUGUUGGCGGCCGCGGCGCGCGGAGCCGCCGCGCUGACGAUUCAGACCCGGGUGGCGCGGCCGUGGUUAGCGCGGCAACGGGUGCGGCUGGUCGUGUGGCGACGGGUAGAGCUGCCCCGGGCGGCGACCACCAUCCGCCGGGCGUGGGAAGGCGCAGCCCUCCAGCGGCAGGCGGGGCGCGUUCUGCAGUUACUGCGCGCGCGCUUGGUGAGGCAGGUUCUGGUUGGCGCGGUGCGGACGUUUCAGUGCAGGCAGGUGCUCACCCGGCUGGCGCGGAAGCAGGCACUGCAGGACGAAGCGCGGCGGGCACGGGAAGCGGACGAAGAGCAACGGUUGGCAGUAAAGAGGCAGGCCGAGGAGCGGCAGCGGGAGGCGCGACGCAAGCGCGAACAGGAGCGCUUCUUUCAGGCGCGGCAAAAUUCCCAAGACGUCUUCGACGCGAGUGCGCCACGCGGUGGAUCAGUUGCUGGAAGUGGUGUUGCCACGACCGCAGACGGGGAGCGCCUGCGGAUCCUCAGCGGAAAAGCACCGACAGCCGCGCUGGAAGCGGACAUACAGAUGCGAGCGGCGACCCGGGUACAGGCCGCGUUCCGGGGUCGGCGAGUGAGAGAGGCCAAUAACCCCUUCUCGGCGCAGAACCGCGCCCCGCGGCCAAACGUCAAAGUGGACCACUCGGGGCACUGGAACUUGCUGCACCAACGGCAGCACCAGGGGGCGGUGCAUCGAUUGCACACGGUCGCGCAGGCCGCCGUGCCGGCGCCAGCCGUGGAAGACAGUCCGCGGGGCGAGCCGGUUGGGAACAUCAAGGAUCCGCUCGAGGCCGUGCAAAGCCACAACUUGCUGCACGACCACGACGGCCAUUGGUCGAUGAUGCACCAGCGGCAAGCGCAUCGCGCAAAGCAAACAAGCAUUGCUCCAAACCGAAGCCUCGACGACGACGGUAGUUUCCCGCAGGCACAAACUGCCGGCUACAGGAAUGAUUCUGCGAGUGGUCGUUCUUUGGAUGCGCUGCCGCCGAGCGACGAACCCGAGACCCCCUCGUCGUCCCAGAGCAAAGACAAAAACUUUUUGUUUUUCAACGACUUUCUCACCGGCGUCCUGGGCGGCAAAAGCCAGUCGCCGCGCUACAAGUAUCGCGUCCUGCCCACGGCCGAAAAUGAUGGGCUGGCGCUUCUGCGGAUUCCGCGCUUGUGGUUGCCGAGUGAGCGUGCAAACAUGGGCCCAGAGGAGCUGACGGAACUUCGCAAUGCCCACCGCGUAGCGCAGGGCCUGUCUUCCGGGGGCGUCCGGGAGCCUGCAGCCUCCGCCUCCCCAGAGCCGAGCAGCCCGGACGACUUGGCCUCGCCCGUCCACGGGGACCAAAAUGAGGUUCCGCCGGACGUGCAGGAAGUUCCCAGGGAGCGGCGGGGCACUGCAACGGCUCCUCGACUUGUUGUAUCACACUCGCCAACUACCGGCGACCCCACAGGACUCGGAAGUAGUCGUGUCGCAGACAAUCCUUCGCCGAAAUCGCAAGUGCAGCAGCCGGGUGCGGUGGUUUCCGCUGCGAAGAAGGCCGCGACAGAGGGGAAGAGCCGCGCGGAGAAGGGCAGUGGAGGAACUGAGUCAUCCGUGGCCCAGCGUGGAAAAGGCGUAGGCCAACGCGUGGCAACCGUACAAAGCGGGAACAUAGGAAACUUCUCAGCCGCGGGGGGCGACCGAAGCGCUCCAGUACCAGGUAAGCGUGAUGUUCAGCCGCAUCAGGAGCUCGUGUCCCAGAUGAUAGGUGAGGUGCGCGUGGAGCGCACACAGCGAAAAAACGAAAGGCUCCGCUCCAUGCUGCGCAGGAAUCGCGGUCGGCUACUGGGCGUCAGCGCUUUUCCUUUUGCGCUGAAAAACAGGCAGGAACGCUCGGAGCAGGAACAGAGCGCGCAGCCUCCAAAGGAACAAAUUGUGGUUGAGCGAACUGAAAAGAACGCGGGGCUUGAUGUAGAUGAUGGCCUGAACGCGAAGUACGACGUAAGCCGCGGGUCGCAAGAGGAAGUUGCCGGGCCCCCCGAUGGUGAAAAGCGGAGAUCAGAUGAGAAAAAGCCUGAAGUGGCUUCGGCCACGGUUGUUGAUGACUUCCCGUCGCUGGAUGGGCGCGGUGCUUCUGGCCAACCUCCGAGAGCUCCUGCUUUGUCACCACAAUCUUCACGGGUCCCAGGCAGUGCUGCAUCUCCCCUUCUUGUCGGCGCAAGCGAAAAGCCGAAAAGCCCCCCGAGCUACAUUGCAGAUUCUAUUCCUUCAGUUGCGAUGGCAGAAGAUUCACCGUCGCGCUCCUCUCCGCAACAAGGAUCACCUCCAGUAGCAACGCAAAUGGCUGCACACGAUGCUGUCGCGGAAGCAAAAUCUUUGGCACCAUCACUGGAGGUUCUCCUUCCCGAUCGAACUCGCGACGCAGCUCAGGCACAGAAAAAAGCGGCCGAGAAGGAGAGGCUGGAAAGAUUGCGCCGUCAACAGGAAGAGGUCGCGAGUCGGCGCGAGCUUGCGGUCGCAGAGGCGAGGAAACGCGCGGCGGAGAUCGCGGAACGGGAGGCGGCUGAAAAGGCUCGGAAAGACGAAAUCGUGCGGAAAGCCCGAGAGGAACAGGCCAGGCGGAAGCAGUUGAGGCUAGAGACAGCAGCGGCGAACGCUCGAAACCUAGCUGGCGAUGCUGACGCACUGGCUCGUGGAGAAGACAAGGAAGCCGCUGGCUCAGUGCAUUUCCCAGAAUUUAUUUCCCCGGCAGCCCGCGCCCCGGCAGCCUCGAGUAACAGCGUCCGGCCGGAAGUGUUUGACAAAGCGCAGCCGAACAUUCCCCGGGAAAUCGUGGGAGCGUCGACUUCUAUUGCUUCCUCGCCGGAAAAACCUAUGGCAUCUUCUUUUGUAGCAGCUGAGAACAAGGACCUGCCUGGAAAACAAGUAGAACUAGAGGUAAAAAUAAAAGCGGCAAAAAGCGCCCCCGCGAGCAAGGAAGAGGUCAGAAAAGCACAAGAAGAGCGGAAACGGCUGCAGGAGGAAGCCACUCGCGCGCGUGAGCAGGAACGUGUGCAGAGGGAGGAGCGGGAGCGGGCGGAUGCCGAGGCCGCCGCUCGAGUCGCCCGCAUGGAUGAAGUUUUUCGAAGGUUGGAGCCCGUACUGGUGCGCCUAACCGAUGAGGUGCGCAACCGCGAGCUUUUUCUGCACAUGCCGCAGAACGAUCGGAACGCGGUGGAGCGGGCCUGGCCUGUAGCUGUGAAGUUGUUUCCGCAGGAAGCGCGAGACCUAGGCCAGGUCGCGGAGGUUCGCGUCGAGGCCGAAGCGCAGCUGCGCGAGGUGGUGGCGGCCGCGAUCAGACUCCAGAGCGUCUACCGGGGUUGGAAGAUCCGUCGCCGAGGCCUACUGGAGGAGCGCGUCCCCCAAAGCGCGGCCGCGCGGCGCAUUCAGGAGUCUUGGCGAUCGCGGAAAGCGCGCGUUCGCACGAUGAUUCGGACGCGCAUCCCUGCUUUGUGGCGGAGCCAGACAACUUCCUCCAGGCUGCAGCUGCUCGCCAGCGUGCACACCGGGCCCUUCCGCGACGAGAUACGGAAAUUUUUAUCGACCGAGGUGCCGCAGCUAAAACGCACGUUCUUCGAGCACAGUCGAAAAGUUUUUGAAGAGCAAGAGGUGAAAAGUGAGAUCGCCGCACUGCAGCGAAAGAUCAUCGGGGUGCUGGACAGCAUGGAGGAGCGCGGCGCCCUCCGGGAUACGACGACUAGACCCGGUGGCGGCGUGCAUGGCUCCUCCGUUCGGCAAAGACACAACUCCACUUCUGAGUUGGCGUUCGAACAGCAGAUCUUGUCGCUGCUGCGGGCCGCGCUUGCAUCGAAGUUGUCUUCCCUCAGCACCUCAUCCUCUGAGACCGGUACGACCAAGAGAACCGUUUUAGCUGGCAUCGUGGCUCGUGGGCGGAGCAGCUUUUUGAACUUUAUGGAGGCUCAGAACGCAACGCGCGAGCGGGCCGUCAGGCGCUUGCGAGAAAAAGUGCACGCAGCGGAGCGUGCGGCCGUCGAAGAAGGGGAGCACUACGAUGCGACGUUGCAGCGCCUGGAAAACCACUUGCAGGCGCUUCGAUUGGAAAUUCAAAGCUCCAAGUACGAUAGAAAAAUGGCACUCUAGUGGCGGGGAGUUUCAUUGAGGCAAACCGGAGGUAGUUUCGCGUUUGUUCAGCAGAAAGACGAGUACGCUUGUGGCUGCUAGCGCGGGGCGAGUCUGAAAUGUACUGCCGCAGGGUCGCUACCUGGUUCUUUCCAAGAAAACGCUAGUACUGAACCGUCACUAGGACGUAUUUGGAAUGAUUUGCGUUCGUGCUACUCCUCCACUUGCUCGCGCUAGCAUUUCCGCGCAAUUCAGCUGCAAAGGAAGAUGAAGUGUUGCGCGGUCGACUUCAACACUGCGGGAUUCGAUCCGGUUCGUAGCACUGCAUGGCUGGUCCUCAAAGCAGAAAGUCCCGUAGAUCAUGAUGCAUAAAGAACCAAGAGUUUGAGUUUCUCUAGGAUCUCUAGACCGGAACACAGAAAUCGAAAGGUCCCGUGCUCUGCUGCUGCGAAAUGGCGGAAAAUGAUCAAGGAGCAGGCUGAAGCACUUUUGCGAAUUGCAAUCACGCUCGAACUUUAGGCUCUGCUUGAGCAAAGAUGAUCAUGAUUCAGAAAGGAAGAUAAGUACGACAAAAGGAUCCCUUCGAGUGGAUCAGCUUUUGCCCAUGAGGUCGAUAUCUGAGCCUAAAAGAAGCAUAGGCGAAUAAAAAGAAUAUGAAAUCUGCCGGAUCUUUCAUGUUGUCUUAUUUCCAAAAAACAGGAGGAGAAGCAUAACGCGUCUCGGCAGGAUCCGUAUCGGGCGGCAUAGUAGUCUUAUCUAUCAUCUACGUUCACCUCGUGACUUGCCAUGCUGUAGUUGUAGCAAUUCUUGACGCACGUCCAUAGAUCCAUCGUAUGUAGUGAGGUCACCGAACGGUUCUAACCGGGGAGUUUUUUUGCCACCUCCCGUGAAAAACGGCCGGCAGUUUCCAAGCGGGCGGAAGUGUUUUUGGACAUAAAAAAUUUCCAAUUAUCAAGUGGCUUUGGCUGUGUCGGGACCGAAUCGCCAGCGGAUUCUAUCGCUCGCCGCUUGGUAAAACGACGCAGGGGAGCCGGCAAAAGGGGCGCCCUUCUGAGGCGCCCACCGCCUUAGUUUCUAGCGAUUUGGGGCGCCCAAAAAGGGGCGCGCAAAAAACGCGCCCAAGAUCAGAACAGCGAAACAGCACGGCACGGCGGCGAUUUCGGAGCAUUUUGGGCGGCCGCGAAAGCGGCCGCCCUUUC